ACCAUAGCGCCGCUCUUCUUCCUGUUCCGCGCCGUGACUGUGCUCCCGAUAGCGUUGAGGCGCAAGAUCCCGUUCAAGCAAUGGAUGACAAGCACACUGUUCCGGUUUGCCCUGGGCGCCCUGAGUCCCAGACACAUUCAGGCCGUGGUGCCUUCGACUGUCGAGACGUACGCGGCCUGGAUCAGGACGAAGGAGCCCCAGGAAGGCUUCCAGAAGUUGCAGCUGAAAGCCCAGACUGUGCCGCUACAUGUCGAGCCUGCGGCUUCCAUCCUCUGGCUUGGGGACCCGUCCCGCGCUACAAAGUUUGUGUUGUUCUUCCACGGGGGCGGAUACGUCGUGCCACUUCACCCGGGUCACCUCGACUGGUGCUGGAACGGCUACGUUUCCCAGCAAGAGCCGGAAGGAUCCGAGAAGGGACCCCGGCCCCACGAGGUCGCCGUCGCCAUCCUACAGUACAGCCUGUCUCCGGGGGCCAAGUACCCGACGCAGCAGCGGCAGGCGGUCGCCGCCCUCGACUACCUCCUGGGACGGGGGAUCGCGCCCCGAGAUGUCAUCGUCGGCGGCGACUCGGCGGGAGGGAACCUGACCGUCCAGCUGCUGCAUCAUCUGGCCCACCGCCGCCAGCCGGGAACGCCGCCUCUCGGAGACCCGGCGGCGGCGCGGUUCGCCGGGAUUUUUCUCGUCUCGCCCUGGGUCAGCGGCCACCACGACACGGUAUCCUACCGAGACAACGGCGCCGUGGACAUGCUGUCCGCGCCCAUUGUCGCCGGCUCGACCGCGCACGUUCUCGGCAGUGUUGGCGCGCGCGAGUCUGGCGCACACCCAGCAUUGCCGCUCGACGGCAAUCUUGGCUGGCUGGGGGCCAUCCAGCGCCUCACCGGAUCCCUCUACGUGACUUGCGGCUACCAGGAAGUGUUCAGGGACGACAUACUGUCGUUUGCCGAGGCGGUUCGGCUACGGAACCCGGGCCUGGACGUCAAGGUGGACGUUGGCGCCCGUGAGGUCCACGACGCCAUUCUGCUGGAAGGGGCCCAUGCGGUGGUCGGAGAUGCAACGCGUCGCAUGCGGGCGUGGGCUUCCUCUCAGCUACAAGAGGAGUCUUGA
Molecule: messenger RNA, 1104 nt
Organism: Microdochium trichocladiopsis
Lineage: Eukaryota; Fungi; Ascomycota; Sordariomycetes; Xylariales; Microdochiaceae
Product: Alpha/Beta hydrolase protein
Exons: 1
Molecular function (GO): hydrolase activity
Source: RefSeq, a predicted model, not a curated record